Molecule: messenger RNA, 1563 nt
Organism: Eleginops maclovinus (Patagonian blennie)
Lineage: Eukaryota; Metazoa; Chordata; Actinopteri; Perciformes; Eleginopidae
Gene: pgls
Product: 6-phosphogluconolactonase
Exons: 6
Coding region: 163-924 (253 amino acids)
Biological process (GO): pentose-phosphate shunt; carbohydrate metabolic process
Molecular function (GO): 6-phosphogluconolactonase activity
Source: RefSeq, a predicted model, not a curated record
CAGAAUGCAGUUCGGUCUAAACACUGAUUGUCCAUUGGCGGUUUUCUUUAUACAUCCAUGAUUGGUUGGUGAGAAAAGUUUCAGGAAGUAGUUCCUAAAAUUACAUUAGCCGACUAAAACUCCUCAUGACAAUCUGCUGCUGGGAUUACUAAAAGCUAUCUCAUGGCUGGCAGAAGAGUUGUGGUCUUCCCAUCCUCAGCGGAGCUUGGUCCAGUGUUGGCCCAGCUUGUGACAUCUCGGGCUGAGAAGGCAAUCACCUCUCAUGGCAGGUUCACCCUGGGCCUUUCUGGAGGAAGCCUUGUGUCCAUGCUGGGCAAAGAGCUGCCCGCCCUUCCCGACCUGGACUGCAGCAAGUGGGUGGUUGGUUUCUGUGAUGAGCGGCUGGUUCCCUUCGAUGAUCCUGAGAGCACCUAUGGGCUAUACAAGGGUCAGUUGUUUUCCAAGGUCAACAUCCCUGACAGUGGGAUCUUGACCAUUGACUCAUCCUUGCCAGUCAACGAAUGUGCUGAGGAUUAUACCCGCAAACUGAAGGAGGUCUUCCCAGGUGAUAGCUUCCCGGUGUUUGACCUGUUACUGCUAGGUAUGGGGCCUGACGGACACACCUGUUCCCUCUUCCCAGACCACCCUCUCCUGGAGGAAACCAAGAAGAUUGUGGCCCCCAUCAGCGACUCUCCCAAACCACCACCACAGCGUGUAACUAUGACCUUUCCAGUGGUGAACUCUGCGCGCUGUGUGGCUUUUGUGUCAACAGGAGGAAGCAAAGCGCCCGUUCUGAAGGAAGUGCUGGAGGGAAGAGAAGGUCCAGCUUAUCCAGCAGCCCGCGUUGUCCCGACUAAUGGCGAGCUGUUUUGGCUAGUGGAUGACCCCGCAGCUGCCUCCUUAACCAUACAGGUAGAGAGGCUAGGUUCAGGGGCCAAACUAUAAAGCUGCCCAUCACAUAAAUGAUGGCAAGAAUCUAACCUUAAAGUAGUAACUUGAAAGAAGUGCAGAACAUUCCUAGCUUCAGACGACAGUGUUAUUCCUUUAUAUAGAUGAGUUGGUGAGAUAGGGUAUGGAGAUGAUUAAAACACAUUAAAUAUGGUUGUAAUCAAAGUCAUAGGAUUCAGCACUUAUUGGAAUGUGGUUAGUAUGAGAGCUUGAGGUGUAGCUUUUCCCCAGUAAGGUUUUUACUUUAAUAGAUGUCUGAACAUAACUGUACAGAAUAUUGCAGAGUUUGAUACUAGAGAAUGCACUUCGGGUGUGGGAGACAUCUUGCUCUGGCUAUAAACUAUCAACAGAGAAUGAGUUGGUGUACAUGUGUGCAUUUAGAACAAUCUAUUUUCUUUUGUUGUGAUAACCCCGUACAAAAAAAUACUAACUCAUAGUAUUUCACUGACUAAAAAUAUGUCUGAGGUAGAUCUUUAAAUUUAGAAAUGUUUGGCUUUGAAGUUCAGGAGAUAAAACAGAAAACAGUUCAUAUAUCUGACAACGUUAUAAUUAAUACAUUGUAUUUGGGUGCAUUUUAGAAACGCCUUUUAAAAGGUAUUUUCAUUAACAAUUUGGAAAAAUAAAAUGUGAAUUGAA